AGCACGCACACGGCCGCGCUCGGUUAACAUUUAAUAUUAUUUACGAGAUACAUGUGCAAAAAUAUUGGAUGAGCGUGUUUUUUGUUUGACAACAUACUUUGUUACCAAAUGGAAAAAGUAAAACGUUUAUAAAUAAUCGCGGCCGCUUUGUGUUCACGUCCAUUAAAUUUCUGCAAAAGCGACUGGCAAUUAUCACAAAAAUAGCAAUAUUCAAUCAAAUUCAAAUGUGUGAGAGUGUGCAUGUGUUUUGGCCAAAUCGGAAAAAUCAUUUGCCAAAAUAGCUAUAUACGCUAUAUAUACCAAUACGUAUUGGUGCCUGUGUGUGUAUAUGUGUGUGUGUGUAUAUGCGGAAAACAAAUAACAAUAUCAAACGGCAAUUGUUUCAAGUGAAUUGCAAUAAUUUUGUUGGCUGGCCAGAUGUGUUUAAUAAAUGAUUCCGAUUGCGCCAGUUGUAUAUUAUUAUGGCCUUGUUGAAUAAACUCUUCUUUCCGUCGGUAUCAGCACCAACCGCAGCAGCAGCAGCAACACCUACGCACCCACCAUCGCAGUCCGCUGCGCCACAAACACAAACAACGCACACAGCCGCUUGCGCGACAACAACAACAACAACAGCAGCCCCAAUUUAUAGCCAAACGACGACAGUAGCGGAGGCGGCUUCACGUACACACGCCUCCGCUUCAAACGCUGCCGGCAACAAUAAUAGUUCGUCGUCCGCGAAAGCUACGCAAACGUCCAGAAAUUAUCUAAGUCAAUUUCCCUUCGAUGAAAGUCAAGUGCGUGUGCUGCUCUACAGAGAGGACGACAGUCAUGGGCGACGCUUGCUCUUCGACUCGCAUGCGCUGCAGAAGGUGAUCUUCAAGGAUAAUGGCAACAACAACAGUUGCAGCGGCGGCGGCGGCGGCGGCGGUGGCAAGUUCCUUAAGAACGACAAGUCCACAACGCUGCAGAACGGAAAGAAGAUUCAAACCAAAGCACAUUCCAGCAACAACAACAGCAACAAUCUGAUUGAAGUCUGCGCUGAAUAUGGUUACAAGCACAAUCGUCCGUCGGGCGCGGAUAUUACGCCCAUUGGCGAGAUGGUCUUUGGCUCGCUGGCCAUGUCCUAUUGCGGCACUGCGCUAAAGGUGCACUGGCUGCCGCAGCCGGCGCGCAUACUCUGCUCCCAGGUCUACCUGACGCCCACUAGCAAUGGCGCGGGCGCAGCUGCGGGCAGUGGCGUCUCAGGCAGCGGGCAUUCGCCUUACUCCACGCUCUCCAUGAACAGUCUGAGCACGCCGCGCACUUCGAUCUGCAGCGAACAUGGCUCCAUGGAUGGGCUCUCUAUGAACUCCUUCUCCAUGCCCUUCAGCGUCAGCGUGGGGCGACAAAUGAGCCUGACGCCACCGCUGGAUGUGCCAGCGCCCGAUCAGCAGUCGCUGUCCAUCAACUCCACGGACAGCGGGCCGCGCUUCAGCUCCACCUACAGCAAUGCCACCGACUCGGGCUACUCGGCCAGCGGCAGCGGCACUGUGGGCGCCUAUUUCGGCGGCGAUCAGUGGUCGUAUCAGUACUCGACGCGCAGCAGUCUGGGCAGCGUGCUCUCGGACCAGUCGGAUCAGGCCAAGCGCAAGCUCAGCCUGGACGAAUGGAGCUACUACGCCAGCUCGCCGCAUCUGGAUGAGUUCGCCAGCGAUGGCUGCCUGCAGCGUCGAAUCUCGCGCAAUCUGCGCACCUCCUUCGAGUACGAGCAUUCCAAGAACGAUCUGAUUGGCUUCUUCAGCGACAACUACACACAGCAGACGCAGCAGGCAGCGCCAGGUGGCAGCGAAGGCGCCGGCAUGACCGCGCCGCAGUAUCGACGCGCCAGCUACUGCGCCAAUGAGUCCAGAAGCAAUCCGGAGAUAGGACGGCGUGGCCACAAUCUACGACGUCGCGCCAAGCUGGGCCUGGCCGUAUGCAUUACCAUGAGCGAGUCCUUCGAGGAGGAAAUGGAGCUCUUCUGCAGCGAGCACAUAGCACUGCUGGAGUCCAUGCUGAGUCGCCUGCGUGCGAGCACGGAGCACGCGUAUAUCAAUCAUAAGAAUUUUCUGCAGAUCAUGUUCCAAGCCUGGCAGGAUGCACAGCAAUGGUUCAGCGACUUGUUUACAGCGCCGCGUAUCAAGACGCCCGUCUGGCUGAGCAUCACCACCAGCGGCAGCAAGUACUCCAAGACGGUAGCGGAGCGUUUCAUCAAAGAGCUGUGUGAUCUUUUAUCAUUUGCCGAUACCAAGGACUCCAACUUCUUCAUUAGCACCAUGCUAACGGGCAUUUUAACCUAUCAUCUGGGCUGGGUGGCCACUGUCUCCGCCUUUAACAGCAACAGCUCGCGCAGCUUGAGCGCUACGCCUUCCUCUGCUGCGCUGGAGCGACGCGCCAAGCUGCUCAAAGUCUCACAGAAGCAUCCGUACAAUGCGCUGUGGGCGCAGUUGGGAGAUCUCUAUGGCGCCAUUGGUCUGCCACCCAAGCUGGCGCGCACUGUUAUCUAUGGCACUGAGAAAAUGUGGGUGGAGAAGCUGCUCAAUGUGCUCACCUAUUUCAUACGCUGCAGCGAGGUGCGACGUGCCGCGAAGCGUGAGGAUUUCAACAAGCAGCUCAUCAGCGAGCUGGUAAUGAAUCAGCAUAGCCAGGAGCAGCAGCAGCAGCAGCACAAGAGUCCGCCCAGCAUGCGGCAACGUGGCAAGCCGAGCUUGGGUCUGACGCGCUGCAAGUCGAGCAAACAGAAUCUAAGCGCUUUGGUGGCGGAUGUGGAUCAGCAGCAGGAGCUGGACAGCGGCACUGAGGACCUGGACCAGCAGCAGCAGCAGCUGCAGCAGGCGCAACAGCUGCCGCAGCAGGAUGCACAGUUCAUAGGCACGCUGAAGAAGAAUGAAAUACCCACUGUGCUGGCAUUUCGGGACUCGCAUUUUGUGCAGCAGGAGCUGCGCAUUGGCAACUAUCUCAUGGACACGGGCAUAGAGAAGAAGACGCUGCUGGCGCGCCAAGCGCAGCAAUAUUUCCACACGGGCAAGGACGGACGCAUACGGUUGACAGUGACGACGCCAGAUAAUGUGGAGAUGUGCAUGGAGGAGGACUCCAAUGCGGGCUCAGUGGCCACCAGCGGCAGCAUUGAUGAUGGCGCCAUCGAAGCGCUGGAGUUUGAUGAAAGCAAAACGCCGAAGCAUGAGCCUGAGCUGGAGCCACAGCCCACAUCGCAGCGCAAGAAACAUUUCUUCUGGAACAUUGUGCCCACGGCGGGAGUGAAGGAGGGGCUCAGUCUAAGCGACGUGGCCAAGCUGCAGCAGGGCGUGAAGCUGAUCAAUCGCAAGCUGGAGCGACGCGCCAGCAACUAUUCCGUGGAGAGCAAUGCGCCGAGCAUUAAGGAUGAGCCCGAGGAUAAGCUGGGCGAACUGCAGCGACGCAUUUCGCACUUGUCGCUGUCGGAUCUCAUUACGCAGAACAGCAUGGGCAAGAGCGACCGCAUGACCUGGGGCAUUGAGCCCAUCAAGGAGAACGUCAGUCUGGAGGAGCAAAUUCACUUCGACAACUGCCAGAAGCUCAUUGAGCGCGAGCAUGGAAUUUGCCGCCAACCCUCGGUGGACAAUGGCAACGGCGUUGUCUUUGUGCUCGGCGACAAUGAGCAGCUCAUAAAUCUCAAGAAGAGCAACGAAGAUCUCAGCGAGGAUGCAGGCAAGCUGCCGGCGCAGCUGUGUGCGCUGCAUCAGCGCAGCCAUGACAUGGCCAACAAGAAGCACUCGGGCAUGAAGUUUAACUUUGAGCAAUAUCCGCAAAUCGCCACCAACUACAUGAAGAGCAAGAAUCUGCUCAUGUCCAACUAUGAUUUGCUUAUGGACAAGGCCAGCAAGCUGGAGGCCAGCGAGGCGCUCAAGAGCAGCGACAGCAGCGUCACGCUGCAUCAGCAGCAUCAGCAGCAGCAGCAACAGCUGGAGCCCACAACCAGCAGCAGCAGCAGCACCAACUUGCACUCCACGGCGGUCAGCACGGAGCUCUGCGUGCUUUGCAACGGCGGCGCCAGCGCCACCUACCAAACACCCUCGAAUGCCACUGAGCUGGAGUUUGAAACGGAUGAAGUGCAUUGCUACAACGAGAGCAGCAACAAUUCCAGCGCCAUGCGCUCUGUCAACUCUGCCGCCUCCAUAGACACGCUCAAGUCCAUGCCAGAGCCAGCGACGACGCCCAACUAUACGCGCCGCCAGCAGAACAAGCGUGUGCCCUCGCAGCGCAGCUCCAUCUCUUCGGUGGCCGCCAAGUGUGCAGCAGUCAACGAGCAGCAACAGGUGCUCAAGCUGCCCGUGCCUGGCAUCAAGGAACUGCCGCAGGAGGAUGAGCCACCCGGCGACAAGCUGCGCGCUGGCUUCAUUCCAUCGCUGCUGCUGAGCGUCAGUGAUCAUUAUGUCUCCGAUAUGGUGCUGCAGGGCACCUGUGCGCCGCCUAAUAAAUGGGAAAUGCAUCUACGCGAGGAUCUGGCGCUGGCCGCACGCUCCGCCUCGCUCAUUUCACAGCCAGCUGAGAAUAUAGCCAUUGUGGCCGACAUGGACAAGUGGGAUGUGCGUCUAAUCUCAUCACAGGCGCAGCAGUUUCCCUAUGCGGGCGGCCAGAGCGCACCCGUGGGCAUGUCCCAGCUGGUGGCCAGCAUGCUGGAAACAGUGCAGGCCAUGCACGUGGGCGGCAUUCCAGCCUAUGAGUGCUUGUCCUUUUUGGAGUCCAAGCUACAGGAGAUCUAUCUGCAGUCGGAGACGCUGGCCGCAUUUCUGCUUGAAACCGAUCCUUGCCGACUGAGUGACAUUACCACACCGCUGCAGCUGACGGACAACGAUGUGCCGCUGCUUCUGUCCAUUGCCUACAUACACACGCCCAAGAUUAGUCGCAAGUGCGGCAUCAGCUUUAGAUGACGCACCAUCAGCUGCAGCUGUUAGCCUUGCCAAUUGCCAAUUGCCACAUUCAUUUAAUUCGUAAACCACAUCUCACGCGCAUCGUCCCCAAAGCGAAACAAGCAAAUACUCCAGCGAAUUUUCAUUUCACUGAUUUUGUGAUAUAUUUUUAUGAAUAUAGCGUGUAGUAGUUGUAACGUACAUAUAUAUAGAAAUCACAAUUUAUCAUCAUAAUUCUAACCAUAUAUGUAACUUACAUUACAUACAUACAUACGCACAUUUAAUUUAGGGCGCACACUCAUCGCAGUCACAUGAAGAAGUAUUGUAAAUUAUUUGACUUAGAUUUAGUUUGGAUGAUUGGGGGGGCCGAGAGCUUAGCAGCACUUGAGGCUGCUAUCGAUUGGACAAACGUAUCAUGUGCCUCCUUCAUACUUUAGUUAGCGCUUAAAUUAGAAUUAAUAAUUUAUGACAGCUAUAAUCUAUUAACGAUUUAAUUGUAUUGCCCACAAUACAAUCUCUGUAGAUAAGAAACGGGCGGGUUGCGGGGGUGCAGUUAGCAAUAUAAACAUUCGAGAAUUAACAUUAUAUAUAUAUACAUAUAGUAUAUAAGCAAUGGAUAAAUUUGUAUACGUAUUUUUGAAAA
Drosophila busckii is the source of this 5529-nucleotide messenger RNA. RefSeq names its product folliculin-interacting protein 1. The transcript has 7 exons. Bases 462 to 4907 code for a protein of 1481 amino acids. The record is from RefSeq and is a predicted model, not a curated record. Gene Ontology annotation, cellular component: cytoplasm. Gene Ontology annotation, molecular function: protein-folding chaperone binding; ATPase inhibitor activity. Lineage: Eukaryota; Metazoa; Arthropoda; Insecta; Diptera; Drosophilidae.